Lactuca sativa (garden lettuce) is the source of this 2377-nucleotide messenger RNA. RefSeq lists its product as uncharacterized. NCBI's taxonomy places the organism in Eukaryota, Viridiplantae, Streptophyta, Magnoliopsida, Asterales, Asteraceae. Gene Ontology annotation, molecular function: ATP binding; protein kinase activity. The record is from RefSeq and is a predicted model, not a curated record. Gene Ontology annotation, biological process: protein phosphorylation.
ACAAUCAAAGUCAAUGGUCUUCAUGAAAUUAUACAAAACAACCACUAGCAGUGCAACACCCAGAUGCAACCAUCGAUUGAGCCUUUUUUAGUUAGAAAAGGAAUCCUGAAGUUAAUUCAAAGGCCCAGGGAAGAGAAGCUACAAAAUGAUGUUAUCAGCACGUAUCGAUGAUACCGGCUCCUCAUUCGUAUUGCCAGAGCACAUAUGUCAACGCUUUACACUUUCCGAAAUUCAGUCGGCCACCCACAACUUUGAUGAAGCAUCGGUCAUUGGCCGUGGAGGAUUCGGCAACGUGUAUAAAUGUUCUAGCAAGAUCGGGUCGAUAAGGGAAGUUGCAGUUAAACGGUUACAUUCCUUGUCCAACCAAGGAGCCCAAGAGUUUGAGGCAGAAAUUAAGCUCCUUUCUAAGUUGCGACAUGCUAAUCUUGUAUCUCUGAUUGGUUAUUGCAAUGAGGGAAAUGAGAUGGUGCUUGUUUAUGACUUCAUGCCGAAUGGGACACUUGAAGAUCAUCUUCGCAAAGCUGAUUCAGUCUUAUCGUGGUUACAAAGACUCAAGAUAUGCAUAGGUGCAGGUCGGGGAUUAGACUACCUUCACACUGGUACGUCGACUCAACAUGGAGUCAUACAUCGCGAUGUGAAGACCUCCAAUAUUUUGUUGGAUGCAAAUUUUGCUGCUAAAGUUUCAGACUUCGGAUUGGCCAAAGUUGGUCCAAUAGAUCAGAUACGAACUCAUGUAAGCACCUGUGUCAAGGGAACAUUUGGGUACAUGGAUCCGUGCUACUUCUAUACAGGAAAAUUGACAAGAAAAUCUGAUGUUUAUGCUUUUGGGGUUGUACUGUUUGAAGUGUUGUCAGGCAGGCAAGCUGUAGAUUCAACACUCGAUGAAGAGCAAUGGAGUUUAGCAGCUUGGGCUCAAGACCAAAUCAAAGAGGGAAACCUCAGUAAAAUUAUUGACUCUAGACUGAUGGGACAAAUCUCAAAAAAAUGUUUGAAGGAGUUUGCAAACAUAGCAGGCCACUGUUUACAUUCCCACCCAAAACAACGCCCUACCAUGGCGGAGGUUGUAAUCAAGCUUGAGUCUAUUCUUUCACAAGAAAGAGAACGCACCAAUUUUGCUGUUGACGAAGGAAGAUUCAUUUACAAAUUAAGAUCUUUUUUUACAGGCAAAGUUGAUGUGAUGUCGGAUGGUGUAGUAGAAAGCAUAUAUCUCAUGCCGGAUAAUACAGUAGGAAGCGAAUCUGAUUUCAGAGCUCUACGUAUUCAGUUAGCUAAGAAUCAACGUUUAAAACAUUUUACAUAUGCUGAAUUGGUAAGUGCAACAAGUGAUUUCAAGCACAAAGAGCAUUCCCACACUUUGAAUGAACCCAUUUAUAAAGUUUGGGUUGAUGAAACAACAUAUGCGCCCACAGAAUGUGGUGUUGGUUUGGAGAUAUAUGUUAGGAAGAAGAAGAUUGAUGCUGCGAAGCCAGAACUCGAUUUUGAAGAAUUCAAUCAUCCCAACCUUAUCAAACUCUUGGGAUAUUGCUGGCAUUGGCAAGAAUUUUAUUGCUUUUACGAGCUCAUUCAUGGCGCAAGUUUAGAUAAAUAUCUUUUUGGAGAUCCAGGUACAAUGUCACUUUCUUGGGUUGCACGAUUAAAAAUAGCAGUAGGAGCAGCUCAAGGUUUGGCUUUCUUACAUCUGAGGAAGCUUGCAGCAUAUACCCAAUUUAAGACCAAUUGUAUUUUGGUGGACACAGAUUUCAAUGCUCGGCUUUCGGAUUACGAAGUAGAAAAUUUAUUUGCCACACCUGAGUGGCACUUUUACCAGGAAUACAGAAUUGAUGGUAUUCGCAGAUGUGAGCCUGAAGACGGUCCUGGAGUGAAGAGUGAGAUUUAUGCUUUUGGAGUCGUACUGCUCGAAAUAUUAACAGGGAUGAAGGCCGAUGAUGUGCAGAGACCCCUCACAACGCAAAAUUUGGUAAAAUGGGCUACUCCAUUGCUAGUAAAUGAGGUAAAAUUGAGAACUAUUAUGGACCCACAACUUCAACGUAAUGGUUAUACUCCAAAGGGAGCAUUCAAGUUAGCUAAACUUGUUUCAAAAUGUCUUCAAAAAAAAUUAGACGAUCGGCCAUCAAUGGAAGAAAUCGUCCAGGCAUUGUGUCGGUGCUAUGAAGAAGAAAUCAAAUUAGUUUGUGCUCCAACAUAAUCUAUAGAUAAGGUUUUUGUAAAUAAUCUAAUAAUGUACAUGUUAGCCGAAUAAAUUUGUUAGGCCCUUUUUAGUUUGGGCCCAAUGCUUGGCCCUUUAGUCAUUUAGAUAGGUUUAACCUAAUUUGCUUUCCUAUUUAUUGAUAUGGUUUAGUAAAUAAAUCUAAAAAUGUACAGUAUAUGAUGCUGGAAA